AUGGAAAAUGCAACCAAUGUAAAAGAAUUCAUUAUCCUGGGAUUCUCUGGAAUUCAGGAAUACCAGAAUGUUCUUUUUUUCUUCUUCUUGAUAAUAUAUGUCAUCACUUUAACAGUCAACAUAUCUUUGAUUACUCUUAUCCGAUAUGGUCGGCAACUUCACAAACCAAUGUAUUUUUUUCUUGGAAAUUUAUCUUUUUUGGAGCUUGGUUAUAUAUCUGUGACUGUACCAAAGAUCAUGGUGGAUAUACCCAGGAAAAUAAAAAGUAUCUCCUUUCACGGCUGUUUCACUCAGCUUUUCUUCUUUACUUUUUUGGGGGCCACAGAAACUAUUCUUCUUGCAGUAAUGUCCUUUGAUCGUUUUCUGGCAGUCUGUUACCCUUUACAUUAUUCAAGCAUCAUGAGUCAUAAAGUCUGCAUUAUUUUAUCUGCUGCUUCAUGGGUAUUUGGUUUUUUAACCACUUCAUUUCCUAUUUUUAAAAUUUCUGAGUUACAUUUCUGCAAAUCCAAUGUCAUUAACCACUUUUUUUGUGAAUCAGCACCCUUGUUAAAGCUAUCCUGCUCUGAUCCAUACUUCAAAGAGCUAAAUGUUAUAGUAUGUGCAUCAUCAGUUAUUCUAACUUCAGUUUUGUUAACUAUGACAUCAUAUGGAUAUAUUUUGAGAACUAUUCUAAGAAUCCCAUCUACCACCGGUAAACAAAAAGCUGCUUCUACCUGUGCCUCACAUCUUGUAGUGGUCACAACUUUCUACUCAACUAUGUUUGCCAUGUACAUAAAACCAACUGCUAGUGAAGGAUCUCUCAACAAGAUCAUGGCGCUGUUUUAUGCAGUGUUUACUCCCCUUGUUAAUCCAUUCAUCUAUAGUUUAAGGAACAAGGAAGUUAAAGAAACAAUUUCACAGUUUGCGAAAAGAAAAUCCUUCUGUAAUUGUAGUAAAAACAAUACUAUUCUGCGAUAA
This is a messenger RNA of Spea bombifrons (plains spadefoot toad), 957 nucleotides long. Its product is annotated as olfactory receptor 6B1-like. The record is from RefSeq and is a predicted model, not a curated record. NCBI's taxonomy places the organism in Eukaryota, Metazoa, Chordata, Amphibia, Anura, Pelobatidae. The coding region runs from base 1 to 957 and encodes 318 amino acids. Gene Ontology annotation, cellular component: membrane. Gene Ontology annotation, molecular function: olfactory receptor activity; G protein-coupled receptor activity. The transcript has a single exon. Gene Ontology annotation, biological process: G protein-coupled receptor signaling pathway.